Molecule: messenger RNA, 894 nt
Organism: Coffea arabica (coffee)
Lineage: Eukaryota; Viridiplantae; Streptophyta; Magnoliopsida; Gentianales; Rubiaceae
Source: RefSeq, a predicted model, not a curated record
UUUGGCACAUUAUUUACAUUUUGAGUGAGGUUGUGAUCAAAUGGCAUCUUCAAAAAAUUUGCUCUUUCUUAUUGGUGUUCUCUUUGCACUUGUGCUCCAUAUUUCCUCUGAUGCAACAGCUGCAGAUCAGAAGAGCGUGAAUACCACUGGUGUCCACGAUGCCAGUUCAGGCGAGGUUCAUCAGGAUAGCAUAAGCGAAGAUCGUUGCAGACAUGGUUGCUGCCACUGGUACCAUGGACGCUGCCAAAGAUGCUGUCAAACUGCCGAGGAGACCCCUGAAGCCACAUCCGGAGAUGAGGAUACCGUAACCGCAGAUCGUUGCAGACAUGGUUGCUGCCGCUGGUACCAUGGACAUUGCCAAAGAUGCUGUCCACCUGCUGAGGAGACCCCUGAACAUCGUUGCAGACAUGGUUGCUGCCGCUGGUACCAUGGACAUUGCCAAAGAUGCUGUCCACCUGCUGAGGAGACCCCUGAACAUCGGUGCAGACAUGGUUGCUGCCACUGGUACCAUGGACAUUGCCAAAGAUGCUGUCCACCUGCUGCGGAGACUUGCAGACAUGGUUGCUGCCACUGGUACCAUGGACAUUGCCAAAGAUGCUGUCAACCUACUGAAGCUACAUCCGGAGAUGAGGUUAAAAAUUAAUGCUAAAUAAAUAAGGGCGUGACACAGGAUCCAUGACACCUAUAUUAUUACCUUAAUAUGUUAUGUUGUGUUUGCUUUUAAUGGUUGAUUUCCUAUGUGUGUAAAAGACUUAUGCGGCUUCCCUUUGAAUUGGUGUAGAAUCAACAGGGGAAGCAUGUAAUGAGUACUCAGUUCGAGUGCUCUCUUCUUAUGUUGUUGUCGUGUUGAAUAAAUAAAUCUAUUUGAUCAUCUACUACAAUUGAUGAUCUCUA